Messenger RNA from Marasmius oreades (fairy-ring Marasmius), 951 nucleotides. RefSeq lists its product as uncharacterized. Lineage: Eukaryota; Fungi; Basidiomycota; Agaricomycetes; Agaricales; Marasmiaceae. The transcript has 3 exons. Gene Ontology annotation, cellular component: cytoplasm. Gene Ontology annotation, molecular function: histidinol-phosphatase activity. Bases 1 to 951 code for a protein of 316 amino acids. The record is from RefSeq and is a predicted model, not a curated record. Gene Ontology annotation, biological process: L-histidine biosynthetic process.
AUGCCACACAGUCAUCACUCACACUCUGGUCAGUUUUGCAAGCACGCUAACGGCACUCUCGAAAAAGUGGUCCUGGAAGCCAUAUGCAAGGGAUUUGAAGUCUACGGUCUGACAGAACAUGUUCCGAGAUAUCGGUCUGAGGAUCUAUACCCGGAAGAGGAAGAGCAAGACAUGAGUCCAGAAGCACUAUUAUCCCAGUUUGACGAAUUUGUUCAGGAAGCCCAUCGUCUAAAAUCUCUUUACGCGUCCAAAAUCACUCUAUUGGUCGGCCUUGAGACAGAAUUCAUCACUUCUCUCGAUUUGGAUCGUCUGGAUGAUCUGCUUUCUCGUUAUAGCGGCCUGAUCGAGUACCUAGUAGGCUCGAUACAUCACGUUGAUGGAGUUCCCAUCGAUUUCGAUAUACCGACAUACGAAAAAGCAUUACGCCUGCACGGUGGGAGUAAUUCAGAACAUCAGACAAUGGAGAACUUCUUAUGCAGCUAUUUCGAGGCUCAAUACAAGUUAUUGGAGCGAUUUGAGCCAGAGAUCAUAGGCCACGUCGAUCUCUGCCGUCUAUACACUCCUAGUCUACAACUCUCGGAUUUCACUCAGGCGUGGGACUUGUUGAGGAGGAACAUCAAGUAUGUCGUAGGGUACGGAGGGUUGUUUGAGUUGAAUGCAGCUGCAUUCCGGAAGGGUUGGAGUACGGCAUAUCCAGGUGAGGACGUACUACGGGUGAUCGUCGCCGAAGGAGGUCGUUUUGCGUUGUCUGAUGACAGUCACGGACCUCAUGCAGUCGGGUUAAACUAUCAUCGAGUGGCGGAAUAUCUUGAAACCCAAAAAAUCUCCCAGAUAUGGUUUCUUCGGCACGACGAACGUUCUACGCACAAAGGGCGAUGUGUCAAAGCUGUCAGGCUUCCAGGGGAUUGGCGAGACCAUGUAUUUUGGAAGAGAAAUGCAAUAGCGGCCUAG